GGAGGGGGGUGAAGGAGCCGAAAGGCAUUGUGAGCUGAGUUCUCCUGGAGGUAUUCUCCAAUUCUAAGGAUUCCUCCAAUUUGCUUUGCAAGAGAGAUCGGAAGCUGCCUUUUUCUGUCUCUCCCAAUUCCCUGCUUGCGGCUUCUUGGAAGAUCAGAAAGAAAGGGGGAGUUCUAAAGAACGUGAAAGUUGGAGCUGACAGUUGCCAGAUCCAACGGUGACGUAGGCUGCAAGUCCGUUCGCUUGCUUGCUUGCUGGGGACACAGUUUCACACUCAUCUUAGAAACAUGGCCAGCUGUGUGUAGCACCUCCAGCAGAUGCAAGAUCACAGACCGUGACCCACAAUGUGGAGGGCCCUGUUUUCCGCUUUGUACCUGCUGGGUGUUUUCCUUGAGACCUGCAAAGGACGGAAGGUGCCGGCAUUUCAAGAAGGAGAGAAGUGUCCGCUACUGGAGAAAGAAAAUCUCCGUCUGGACCACAGCAGCGAUGAAUUUGUAAAUAUAACUGGAUUUAAUCUAAUCAAAAGGUUUGGUCUUCUGAAGACCUCGUCAGUUAAGAAAAUACGCAAUCCCAAAGGUCCGAUGAUCCUCCGACUAGGCAACACUUCCUUGGUUCAUCCAACGAAACAGCUGUUCCCCCGGGGCUUGCCUGAUGAAUUCACUUUGAUCAUCACUCUACUCUUGAAGAAGCAGACCACCAAAGAGAACUGGUAUCUCUUCCAGAUCACUGACCCUCAGGGAUACCCCCAGCUCUCCCUGGGGAUCAACAGCAAAGAGCGGAGUCUGGAGUUCCAGGCGAAGGACCGUCAUGGGGAGGCAAUUGGCGUAGUCUUUGCUGGCAAAGGCAUCACCUCCCUUUUUGACUUGAAGUGGCACAAAAUGGUAGUCAGCAUUCAAAGCCAGGUGAUCUCGGUCCAUGUUGACUGCAAUUACAUCUCAUCUAAGCCUCUGCAGCUGCGCCAUCGGUUGGUCAGUGAAGGCAAUGCAUUCGUGGGACUGGAGGCAGUGCAUGGGACUCCAGUGAUGUUUGACAUUCAGCAGCUGCACAUCUACUGUGACCCAGCCAUGGCAAUGCAUGAGGGAUGUUGCGAGAUCUCCGACAAUGGGUGUUUUCCAGAAGCCUCCAAAACACGUCGGGAUGUAGAAGUUAUGGAGAACAAUGAAUUAAUUGAGAUCAAUCCCCAAACAGAAGGCAAAGUUUACACACGCUGUUUCUGCCUAGAAGAACCUCAAAGCAAGCAGGAGGUGAGAGCCUCUGGGAAGGUUGCUAUGAAAGGAGAUCAAGGAGAAAAGUGUCCUCCAUGUGAGAAGAUAUCAUCAUAUGCAAAUGCUACCCUGGGUCCUCCUGGUUUGAAGGGUGGGAAAGGCGAACGAGGAUCUCCAGGAAUCUAUGGAUCCAAAGGAGAGAAAGGUGAUCGUGGUGCUGACUGUGUCCGGAUCUCACCUGAGGCUCCAUUACAGUGUGCCGAAGGCCCAAAAGGGGAGAAGGGAGACCGAGGAGAAAAGGGGCUUCAAGGAUUGAUCGGAACUCAUGGACAGAAAGGGCAGAAGGGUGAGAAAGGUGACUUUGGACUUCAAGGGAAACCAGGCAGCCCUGGGCGAGAUGGCCGACCUGGAGAGCUGUGUUUGGUAGGGCCCAAAGGCCAAAGGGGGGAUCCAGGUUUUGUUGGCCCCGAAGGGCUUGCUGGAGAACCAGGACCUCCAGGGUUGCCAGGCCCACCUGGAAUUGGCUUUCCAGGAAAACCAGGUGAUCCUGGUGGGCCCCCAGGUUUGAAAGGAGAUAAGGGGAGUUCAGGAUCUCCAGGGGACAGUGGAUCUCCUGGGAAGCCAGGCAAACCAGGGACCCCAGGCCUGAGAGGAGAAAAGGGUGAUCCAUGUGAAGUUUGCCCCAUUAUUACUGAUGAAAAUCAAAUCGGCCUCCCUGGGAAUCCAGGAGCCAAGGGGGAACCUGGACCACCUGGGAAACCUGGCAAAUCAGACAAAUCUGGGCCUCCGGGAGUUAAAGGCAACAGGGGGGACCCUGGGAUUAAUGGCAUUAAAGGAGAAAAGGGUGAACCCUGUUUGUCAUGCAUCAGUUUUGAAUCACAACUUCGUGGGAAAAAUAGUUCUGUAGGAAGCAAUUCAAUUGGACUUCCCGGCAAAACUGGCCCUCCUGGAAUGGCUGGAUUAAAAGGAGAAAAGGGAGAUGCUGGACUUUUCGGACCUAUGGGCAAACCUGGAAUCCGGGGAAAUAAAGGGGACACUGGAGGUCCAGGAGUCAAAGGCGAGAAGGGAGAAUCGUGCACGUCCUGUUCUUCUCUAGAAGGUGGAAAGGUUACCAUCAGUGUUCCUGGGCCUCAGGGUGAAAAGGGUGAACUGGGUCUCCCUGGGAUUGGACUUCCGGGAAAACAAGGAAUACCCGGAGAAGCUGGACUAAAAGGGCAGAAGGGUGAUGCAGGAAACCCAGGUGAUAUGGGCACACCUGGGGAAGCAGGUUUAAAUGGCCUUCCUGGGGAGCCUGGCAUCAGAGGACCAGCAGGGGUGAAAGGUGAAAAGGGAGAUGCUUGUGAGUCAUGUCCCAUGAUCAACACAGAUUCUGGAGUAGUUGGUAUCCCAGGCCCACCUGGUAAAAAAGGGGAUCCUGGUCUUCCAGGUGUGAGUCAGCCAGGCAUACCUGGAAAACCAGGACUUCGGGGUAUUCAGGGGCCUCCUGGUUUGAAGGGGUUGCAGGGAGAACCAGGUACCCCUGGCAUAGGAAUCCAAGGGCCUGAAGGAGAACCUGGGCAGAAAGGUUUACCAGGAAAUCCAGGGCCACCAGGAAUAAAAGGUGCAAAGGGCUCACCAGGUGUUAAAGGUGCCAUUGGUCCCCCUGGGCUUCCAGGUCUACCAAUUCCUGGCCCACAGGGUCCAGAAGGCCAGCAGGGCCUCCCUGGAGUUUCUGGUUCCAAUGGUUUAAUGGGUGAAAAAGGUGCGAAAGGCGAGAAGGGAGAUUCUGGCGAAUGCACCUGCCAGCCUGGCCCUCGGACGGACACAAGCCAUGUUGGGCUUCCGGGCGCUCCGGGACUGUGGAUCGGGAACCCCUGGCAGCCUCAGCCGGGCCCUCAGGGACCUCCAGGCGCUCCGGGACCUCCAGGCCCACCGGGAGCCCCUGGAACUCAGGGCAUCCCAGGAGAGAAUGGCUUGCCGGGAGUACCUGGGCUAUCAGAUGGAAGGAAUCCUCUACCACAAGAGAGCAUUUCUGUAGGAACGCAAACCUACUGUGCAGAUUGCAACUCCCAAAGCUCUAAUGGGAUAAAAGGAGAAAAGGGAGAUCAGGGACAACCCGGAGCUCCAGGAAUAGAUAAUUGUGCACAGUGCCACACUGAGUUCCGUGCAGAAGAACCCCAGUCUGAUAACAAUGAUCCUGAUUGUGCUGGAGGACAUCCUGGAAGCCCUGGCUAUCCUGGACAGAGGGGUGAGCAGGGCCCACCAGGCUUACGAGGCUCUCCAGGCCCACCUGGACCAACUGGGCCCCCAGGUUUUCCGGGAAUGACUGGCCCACCUGGAUUACCUGUAAGAACCGAUAAAGCACGCGCUCUGUGCAGUCCUGUGUUGCUGCUGUUUGUAGACGGACCGAUAGGACCCAUAGGACCCUCGGGUCCCAGAGGAGAAAGAGGGUUGCCAGGCAGCUCAGGGGAAAAAGGAGACCAGGGUUUUCAAGGCCAGCCUGGUUUUCCAGGGGCACCGGGUCCUCCAGGUUUUCCAGGAAAAGCAGGGCCUCCUGGACCUCAAGGACCUCCAGCCGAAAAGGGCAGCGAAGGGAUGCGUGGGACUCCUGGCAUGGCUGGUCCCCCUGGGCCUCCAGGGCAACCUGGACUGCAGGGUCCAUCUGGCCUGGAGGGACAAGAUGGAAAAGAUGGAAAACCAGGGUCACGGGGUGACCCCGGAUCUCCAGGACCUCCAGGAAUGAUGGGACCUCCAGGAUUCAAAGGGAAAACAGGUCAUCCUGGCCUGCCAGGACAGAAGGGUGAUUGUGGUAAGCCAGGACUUCCUGGAAAUACGGGCCGGGCUGGAGCUGAGGGAGAGCCAGGUCCUGUGGGGCCUCAAGGUAGACCAGGCCCUCCUGGACAUGUCGGUCCACCUGGAAGCCCUGGUCAACCUGGUCCAUCAGGGCUUGCUGGAGUUGGUCUGAAGGGUGAACGGGGAUCGACUGGAGAAAGAGGCCUCAGUGGGCUCCCAGGCCAGCCAGGAACACCGGGUCACCCAGGUCCACCGGGUGAGCCAGGCUCGGAUGGACUGGGAGGCAAAGAGGGAUCUCCUGGAAAACCAGGUCCUCCUGGUCCUUCUGGACAGAAAGGGGACCAUGGCACUCCAGGGGAGAUGGGUCACCCUGGAGAGAAAGGCAGAGCGGGGAUGCCAGGAGGCCCAGGAAAAAGUGGUGAAAUGGGCCCCAUGGGACCACGUGGGUCCCCCGGGGAGAGAGGACACCCUGGCUCACCUGGCCCUGCAGGGAACCCUGGGAACCCAGGACUUCCGGGGACAUCGGGAGAUGCCAUCAGCUAUGACCAGAUCAGGAUGUUCAUCAGAGAGGAGUUCCAAAAAAUGUUUGAUGAACGGAUGCAGUACUACGCUUCCCGACUGCCCAUAUCACCAGUAGAAGUCCUUUCCCAGCCAGGGAGACCAGGGUCACCUGGGAAAGACGGAACGCCAGGACGGCCAGGCCCUCCUGGUUCUCCAGGCCUGCCUGGACAAAUUGGAAGGGAAGGCCGGCAAGGUGUGCCCGGCAUGAGAGGUGAGCCCGGAACCAAAGGAGAAAAAGGAGACAAAGGGACUGGAAUCAUGGGGGAGACCGGAGCACCAGGCCCUCCAGGUAUCCAGGGGCCUCCAGGUUAUGGGAAAAUGGGUCUUCCAGGGCCUAUGGGGCAGCAAGGUAUUCCGGGCAUCCCAGGGCCACCAGGAAUCACAGGCCCUCCUGGGAAAGUUGGUCACUGCAAUCCUUCAGACUGUUUUGGCAUGAUGCCCAUGGAGCAGCCCAUGUACCCGCCCAAAAACAUGAAGGGGCCUAUGGGCUAAAGAAUAUUCUCCUUUCCCUCCCCACAAAGGACUCCAUUUGGAAUAGCCAAAGAUCAAGUCUUCCAUCAUGACUAGCUGUGAUGAUGCUUUCAUUGUUGUGAAUAUUUUGACUAUAUUUUUCUCCAGUGGAGUUCAACUUCUUCUCAUGAUGGCAUUUUUUUUAAAAAAAAGAUCUACCAGGAUAUCUGUGUCUGUCUGUGUAUGUAUGUGUGUGUGUGUAAGAGAGAGAGAGAAGAUUUCUGUGUGUGAAUGUCUCCAUAUUCUGAGUGAUUUUUACCGACGGUGAGCAAAAUGUAUUCAAGACAAAACUUCUGCUCAUUAUUUUCCCACCUCAUUAGGAGUUAUUAUUUCCACAAUAUAGACGAAAUCUGUUGAAAUUUUUAAGAAAAUAUGCAAAGGGGAGACGGGAAAGAGGGAAUACUGUGGUUUAAUUUCAGUUUUGAUUGGAUUUUCCCUUUUAGAAUGAGUUAUAAUGGGUAUCUGAAAGGUAAGAGAUAAACAGUUCUAAAAUGCAAUUGAUAGAACAAAAAUUGCCUCAGUAUGGAAUCACACCAGCAGAGCCAUUGCAAAUCAAGAAGUUGUCACCUAUCACUUCUUGAGAGCACACACCGAGAAAGGCUGCCCUACCUAGCAUUUACACACCUCUCUUGGAGCAAGUUGCACAAGUAAAUGCAGCAGAAUUUACUUCUAGUAGAUAUAUAUAAAAUUGUACAGGAAAAAAAAGUCACUUCAUACUCAGAGACAUUCCCCCCUUAACUGAAAUGAAAAAGUGGAACAAAAAUUAAUGUAUUAAAAAUUGUGUUGUCUUUGGAGAGGGGAAAAAAUGGAAAGAACUCCUGAACUUAAAACAACUUGUGUGGUAUUUAGGAUGUAUGAAUGGGAAUAUCAUCUUACGGUGUAAUUACUUUUCCAGAUGUCCAACAUUCUGUUUUCUUCCUGUUGUACGAAAUGUGAGGGACCAUGUACCUUCUGGAAUUAAUUAAUUUUUCUUGAAUGUUCCUGAUUUUGUUUUUUCAUUGUUUUUAUAUCAAAUAUAUUGAGCUUCAUCCAAACCAGAUUUAAUUCUAGUUGCUCAUAUGUCUGGGCAUCAGAACUGAGAGAUCCUGGAGGAUCAGGGGAAGAUAAGACUGGGGUGGGAGCGGUCAUUAUCUGUGGCUAAGAUGCCCCUUCGCGAUGGGAAAUUGUGGAAGGAAUAGCGGUUGUCCCUUGCCUGCUGUCACCUUCACACAAAUAACCUGAAUUAUCUUAUUUGCAAUGGCAUAAAUUAUAUAAUUCUCAUGAUUUGCAUGAUGAUCUCAUGAUCCAAGUAAUAUUAUUGUGGCUUGUAGCAGACACCUGCAACUUCCUUUGACCACAAAAGAGAGAAAAAAAAUUCUUUACUUAACCCCCCUCCCCACUCUUCCUCCAAACGAUCCACAAGGUCUUCCUUCAAACUUCAAAUCACAUCUCUUCAGAAACUAGAAUUGGCAGUAAUCUAAUCUUUAAGCCCCUUUAUUAACUCUUUCCAGGUCCACCCCACCACAAACACAGAGAUUACGUGAACACACUGUGUGUCCCUUACAUCCUUGACCCAAAUGGGUCUCCCCUAGAGGAGAGUCUCUCUCACACAUGCACAUUUGGGCCAUUGAUCCCAAGAGUUAAUCAUCACCACCCUAAUUUUAAUGUUUAAAUAAAUGAUGCCUUGUUUCCU
Notechis scutatus (mainland tiger snake) is the source of this 6720-nucleotide messenger RNA. The record is from RefSeq and is a predicted model, not a curated record. NCBI's taxonomy places the organism in Eukaryota, Metazoa, Chordata, Lepidosauria, Squamata, Elapidae.